AUGUUGAGGUAUGUGCCUUGGGUGCCUAAUAAGGCAAUGCCCUAUCAACCUCACCAGAAGUUGGAAACCAAAUAUGGAGGUCGUCCCAUAUAUAAGCCCUAUUUUUUUCCAACUGUGAUGAGAAAAGCAAAGCAAAAUCUAGUGCUUUCCCAUAUCAUUGCCACUCUCACGAGUCUUGUGAACAACAUUACGCCUCUCCCUCUCUCUUGUGAGGAUAUAGUUCUCGUUUUCAACUGUUGUGGGGGUGGAUUCAAACUUCAAAGACAUGAACAAUUAUUAAUUCUUCUUUCUCGAGGUGGGUCAGUUUUGACUGCAUUGAUAGAUAUAGAGAAAGGAUUGGGGACCAUUCCCUAUAAUUAA
Messenger RNA from Dovyalis caffra, 360 nucleotides. The record is from the annotation of a GenBank genome assembly. NCBI's taxonomy places the organism in Eukaryota, Viridiplantae, Streptophyta, Magnoliopsida, Malpighiales, Salicaceae.